Molecule: messenger RNA, 5059 nt
Organism: Pecten maximus
Lineage: Eukaryota; Metazoa; Mollusca; Bivalvia; Pectinida; Pectinidae
Product: carboxyl-terminal PDZ ligand of neuronal nitric oxide synthase protein-like
Exons: 12
Coding region: 739-3009 (756 amino acids)
Molecular function (GO): nitric-oxide synthase binding
Source: RefSeq, a predicted model, not a curated record
AGAGCAUCGCGGAUAAAGUGGAGUACCAUUUUAUCCACCGGGAACAAGAAUAGGAGUACCACAAUCCUCUCUGUAAGGGAGUACUGAAGUGAUGGAGUAUGGAAUACACUUUACACUGGAGUACCAUAUUUAUGGAGUAUACCUUAUAUCUGUUAAAAAAGGAAAAGAAGAGCUUAAUCUAAUCAGAAAGCAAUGUUGGUAAUACCUGAUUCUCCUAAACCAUUAUAAGUACAACCUUAUCAGUACAGUAUCAUUAAAUACAAAAUUUAGGAGUACCAGCCAUAUGAGUAUAUGAAGUGUUAUUAGAUACCAUCUUUAGGAGAGUGAGUACCAACCUUACAAGUUUCGAGUAUUGAACUUAUGAGUACAGUGUCAUUAAAGAAGGAGUUGUGGGUAACAGCCGUAAGAGUUUUGAGUACAAACCUGACAAGGAGUACCAACCUGACUAGGAGUACCAACCUGACAAGGAGUACCAACCCGAGUUUUAAGUACUGAGAGAGUAACUAGUGGAGUGUCCUGUCUCCCACACAUAGGGGUGUGAUCUGGUAUCAGAGUGUGUGGCCAGCCACUGUACCCUAGUAGCAGCUGAAGCAGUGAUCACCACUAUACACACAGCUUAUGUGAUACUUGUCAGAGGCACUAGUGUAUAGGAGUAAUGGCCGACUCCAUUCACCAUCAUCCCUGCCACCAAACAUAGCUUGUGAUUGAUAGCAUGGGAAAGUUGUACAAGGGAUAAAAAUGCUAUCCAAGCGACAUUAUGACCUUGUUUCGGAGGAUGGUUAUGACACUCGGAUCCCUCUUCAUAACGAGGAUGCUUUUCAACAUGGAAUACACUUUCAAGCAAAGUAUAUUGGGACCCUGGAUGUACCUCGACCAAGCAGUCGUGUUGAGAUUGUGGCUGCCAUGCGUAGAAUCAGGUAUGAAUUCAAGGCCAAAGCGAUAAAGAAGAAGAAAGUGUACUUGAACAUUUCAACUGAUGGUGUGAAAAUAACUCUACGCAACAAACGCAAGAAAUCACUCGGUGGACGAAUGACAGAAGAGAAAAUAUUAGUGAUGCAUCAUCCUAUAUUCAGAAUCUUCUAUGUGUCACAUGACUCACAGGACCUGAAGAUCUGGAGCUACAUAGCUAGAGACGGUCCGACUAAUGUGUUCAAAUGUAACGUUUUCAAGGCUUACAAAAAGAGUCAGGCAAUGCGAAUUGUUCGAACGAUUGGUCAGGCUUUCGAGGUUUGUCACAAGCUUACAAUCCACCAUGCUGCCCAAAACAUUGAUCCAGAACGCAGUAGCCAUUUCUCAGAAGAUUUAGAAGCAGGAGAUUCCAAACUAGUGAAAGAAAAGAAGGACGUUAAAGAGGAAAAGAAACACCUGACCACGGGAAACAGUCCCUUAAAGGGCGAGGGCAAGGUCAUACCACCGGCGGAGCUUGCCCUCCAACAGGCUCAGGACCUGCUCAUCGCCAUGGCAGCAAAGUCACCGUGUAACAGAUUGAAAGAAAAGAAGGACGUUAAAGAGGAAAAGAAACACCUGACCACGGGAAACAGUCCCUUAAAGGGCGAGGGCAAGGUCAUACCACCGGCGGAGCUUGCCCUCCAACAGGCUCAGGACCUGCUCAUCGCCAUGGCAGCAAAGUCACCGGUGAAGCGUAAAGGCAAGGCGUCGCCACUCCACACGACAGGGGAGGAAGAUGGUGUAUAUCCAGCCAGUGUCCAGCACCACGUCCAGCUACUACAGGACCAUGUGGAGCAGAACCAGCACCACACACAAGUGGCUCUCGCUCAGGUCCAUCUCCUCAAGGACCAGCUGGCUGCAGAGACCGCAGCUCGUAUAGAAUCUCAGGCAAGAGCUCACCAGCUAUUGGUUCACAACAGGGAAAUUCUCCAACACAUGGCUGAACUUGUUACACGAUUACAUGAACUGGAAAUCCAGGUCAAAGGGACAUCGGCAUCCAUGGAAACUCUGCUUCCACCACCUUCACAUUUACAAUUUGCUUUGUUGCCUGACCCAACCACACCCCAGGUGGGGCCAGUGUUUACACCGGAUCAACAGGACCUGGAUAGCUCCUACAUGGGUUCAAUGACGGACUCCUCAUCGUUUAUCCGGAACAAUAAGUCUGACUUCGACACAGACUCUCCAGAUAGUGGACACAAGGAAAUGUCCACGGAAAACUUGUCCAAACCGGAGAGUGCCUAUUGGCAACAUGUCAUGCAUGGACAGCCAAUGUCGUAUAGUUCACCGGAUGGAUUUUAUGGGGAGCCUGUUGGACAGUUUGGUGAUCUGUCCUCUGUGACAGGCAAUCCAUUUGCUAAUGGGUUUAAUGAUAAUGUGGAGAGUUAUUAUCCACGGAACUCCAAUGAGGAACAUCUCAAAAUCAUAACGCCGUUGCCACAUCAAGAUGCCAGCGGAAACAAGCUGGAACUGAAACUGACCAAGACACCAAAAAUUGCCCCACCCCCUGAAUUCCGAAACUCAAAGUCUUACAGGGAUUCCACCAUUUCGCAAGUAAGCAUAGACAGUAUUUCUUCACAAGAACUGAACCUGUUGAUGAAAGGAGACAGUGAUUAUUUCUCCACAGUAACAAGUUCAUCAAGUUCUCACGUGAAUGAUAACGCUAUAAAUAAUAAUAACAAUGUGAAAAGUUUUGCAGGCCGUAAUAGUGGUACAGACUUAGACAACAGUGUCAGCAACUCUCAUAACAAUAAUACCGAAUCUGCUUUCAAAGGCAGCGACAUGUCAGCAGACUUCGUGACGACUUCUGACAUUCAAUAUAUUGACAAUAGGGAAGUGCGUGCCACAGCAACGACAAAACACAAAAUUCCACUGGAAAUGUGUGAACUGGACCAACAACACAAUGUCCUGCCUUCUGUUGACUCUUCCCCUCAGAGCACCCUCAGUAGGGAGGCCGGACACCUGGAGGAAAAACAUAUCAAAAUCAAAGUCCCCCCUCCCCCUCCACCUCCUCGUAAAAUUGACUCCCUUACUUUUGAAGAAUUUGAAAAUCUGGUAUCCUGAAAUUUGCAACAAUAAGCUUGUAAGAUUUUUCCACAUAUUUGUAUUUGACAUAUUUUAUGCCUGCUUUCUACUCUAUAUUGGAGUUUGAAUGUCCAGAUAAUGAUCCCAAACUAUUUGUUUCAAACUUGGGAUAAAGUGUAAAGUCAUAUCAAAGAAUUUGUGCAAGCUCUUGUGUCUAUUUUCACUUUUACAAGCCAAAUAUUUUCGUAAAAAGAGCUGCAUGUAAUAUCUUUGCUACCAGUCCCAGUAUACAAUGUAACUAGAUAUUUGUACUCUGAACAGAGACCCUAUCAUCAAAAUUAUUGGUGAUUUUCGACGAGAAGAGAGACAACGACUAGAUGAAGUUUGACUGAGUUGUAACAGUUUACCUAGAGGUAAACAAGGAAAGCCUGUUUAUUGUGUGUUUACAGGGAAGAGGGGACAACAGUAUGCUGUACUAGAUCAUUUAUUAUUAGCUUUGUCAGAUUUUGUAAAGAAUUUUGUAUAUAUGGUUAGUGUAUCGAUUCAGAUUUAUAUAUAUAGUGAUAGACAUUAUUUCAAUUGUACCUGCAUGAGCAAAUUUACAUUCAUUUUGUACCAUAACACUAAUUGUGUGGUAAUUUGGUAGCAAGUUUUCUGGCCCCAGUUUCACCAAUAUUCCUUAACUUUAAAUUGUUCUGAUAAGAAAACAUUUUUCUGGAACAAGGAACUUUCUCUAAUUAAUGUAUUCCUAUGGAAAAAAAUUAAGUUCCUUGAGCUAAGGAAUCUUAAUUGGUCAAGCAAUAUUAAUGAUACUUGGGCCUGAUUUUUAGAAAAUGAAUUGCUUAUAAGUCACAGUUUAUACUGUAGAUACAUACUAGGUAUGUGCACAGUUACCUAAUAUAGAUUGUGUCCUCUUUGGUUUUGAUAUUAAUCUACAGCAGUGUAGUGAUUCUCAAAGCUAUACAUAUAUGUGUAUAUUUCUUUCUGAUAUAGAAUUCUUUUAUGUAUUUGUCACUGUGAGAUAUCAUAUCUCUUUAAGUCAUCUUGUCACAAAAGGGUAGUACAUACAUCCUUAAGUUUGAUCCUUUUUCACAGUAUUUAGGCGGUAUACAGUCUCCAAAUCACAAUAAGGUAGCAUGUAUCCUUAAGCUUCAACUGUAACAAGAAGGUAGCAUACAUCCUUAAGCUUCCUUGUGACAGUAUGGUAGCAUGCAUCCUCAAGUCUCCUAUGGCGGUAAAGUUUAGCACUAAUGUGAUGAUCAAAUAUUAUAAGGGCUGCCACAGAAAUUUGUUCUCACAAAGAUGACUAAACUUGACAACAGGUUUUAAUGUCUGUUUCCAACUGUAGUGUGGAUUCUUCACACAGCUUGUGUCAACUAUCAUGGUUACAAUUAUGUUGAUAGUUUUACAUUUUCACCUGAAUAUUAUUUGUAACUUUAUCUUACCUACAUUGUUACGACAUAGAACUGAUUACAGAAAUAUUAAUUUUCACCAUAGUUCAAAAAACAAGUUAUAGGAUCUACUUCCAUAUAGUAUCAUACAGUCUUACUGGAUCUGAGGGUUGGUGGGGCUGGAGGGCAGAAUACCCCUUGGUUGGUAGUUGACUCGGUGACCUUACAUGUAAUAACUAUUACUCCUGCCAUCUAGAUGACAAUUGUGUUAUAAUCACCACACUACCCAAAUUUGCAUGUAUACAAAGUAGAUUACCCAUUGUGUAAAAGAAGAAAAGUAAGUUUAUGAAAGUUAUACUUAUAUACAAUAUGUAUGUACUGUACAUGUGCCAAGAACUGUGCAGAAAUCCUCAGUACUGUAUACUUAUAACCUGAGAGUUACGAUAUAGAGAAGUCAUCAUUUAAACAAUGUACCGUAUUUAUCCUAAUAAACGCCCCCACCCUAAUAAACGCCCCCCCCCCCCCCCCCCUUUUUUUUUGGAAAGAAAAAUUCCUCAAUUCGAGAAAAAGAACUUACCGUGGCACAGUUAUAUAUCCAUCCAUGUGUGUCCAGAGGUAAUUAUUUAAAGGAUAUCCAACAGAAAACUAACACAAACCACAAAACAAAGUUUGUCUCUUAGUUUUACAAUGUUUUGGAU